This is a messenger RNA of Chlorella variabilis, 1710 nucleotides long. RefSeq lists its product as hypothetical. The coding region runs from base 1 to 1710 and encodes 569 amino acids. Gene Ontology annotation, molecular function: hydrolase activity, hydrolyzing O-glycosyl compounds. The transcript is spliced from 17 exons. The record is from RefSeq and is a predicted model, not a curated record. NCBI's taxonomy places the organism in Eukaryota, Viridiplantae, Chlorophyta, Trebouxiophyceae, Chlorellales, Chlorellaceae. Gene Ontology annotation, biological process: carbohydrate metabolic process.
AUGCCGCAGCAGGCCAGGGUGCUGUGGGCCACCGCCCUCCUGCUCCUGUUGGCGCCUGCGGCCAGCCUCGCGCAGGUCGCUUCCAGGAAGCUCGCCAACCGCGGUGAAAGCCCCGAAGUCCACUCCGCCAGGCGGCUGAGCCAGGCCGCAGAUGGCGGCGACGGCGGGCAGGAGCGGGUGUCGGCGGCGGCGGCCCAGCUGGCUGCCGCCAUUGCACAGGGCGAGCAGCGCGUGCCGGCGGCUGCCGCCGACCUGGCACGCCCCGUGACGCCCAGCGGACAGAUCCCACCAGACCUGCCCUCGCCGCCGUCUCCACAGCCAUCGACGCAGUUUGGAGCAAAGGAGUACUCAGAGGUGCUGGAGGCCUGCUAUCUGUUCUACGAGGCGCAGCGCAGCGGGCGCCUGCCGACCGACAACCGCGUGGCAUGGCGUGCGGAUGCCCAUGUGAACGACUUGGUGCCGGGAGGCUGGUACGAUGCAGGCGACUACAUCAAGCACGCGCUCACCGUCGCCAAGACCGCCACCUUCCUGGCCUGGGGGGCUGUAGACUUCCAGGGGGGGCAUGAGCGGGCCAGCCAGCUGCAGCACGCGCGGGCGGCGGUCAAGUGGGCCGCCGACUACCUGCGGGGCUGCCACCUGGAGCGCGGCCGCUGCUACGUGGGCCUGAUCGGCAACCCCGACAUCGACCACACCUUUUGGGGUAGACCACAGGACCAGCCGGUGGGCGGCACCCUGCGCCCCGUCUAUUCCUGGAACCGCACCAUGGCGGCAUCAGACCUGCUGGGCACGGUUGCCGCCUCGCUAGCCUCAGCCAGCGUGUUGCUGCGCCCUGUCAAUGCCACCGAUGCAGACAGCUACCGCGACCAUGCGGAGCAGCUGUAUGCCUGGGGGGCCUCCCUGCAAGGCAUGUACAGCAAGAGCCAGCCGGGAUACCCCUGGGUCUACAGCUGCUCCCGGUACCACGACAAGCUCAUGUUGGCGGCGGGAUGGCUGUACCGCGCCACAGGCAAUGCCAGCUACCUCCAGGCGGCGCACCGCCACUGGCGAGACGCCGGAGGCAUCUACGGUACUGCAGGCUCGGUCAACCCUUACGUUAGCUGGGAUUCCCUCUACGCCCCCGCCGCAGCCCUGCUGCUCAACGUGGGAUCGUCCAUCGGCGCCUCUGCCGUGCCGGGCCGGGCCGAGUACGCUUCUUUCUUCUCCGACUUCUCCCAGAUCUGGGUCCAGGCCACAGGCAGCUGGGGCAUUGUGAAGACCCCCAAGGGCCUGCGCCUGGCAAACUGGUCCAAGUGGGGCAACCUGCGGUACGCUGCCAACGUGGCGUUCACGGUACUGCUGCGGGCCAACCAGCUGCCGGCAGGCGCCCCGGAACGGGCAUCCCUGCUGGCCUUUGCCAGGUCGCAAGUCGACUACGCCAUGGGGUCUGCGGGCAGGAGCUAUGUGGUGGGGUGGGGCGUGAACCCGCCGCUGCGCCCGCACCACGCCGCCGCCUCCUGCCCCAGCCCGCCAGCCAGCUGCAGCUGGGCGGAGUUUGGGUCGCCUGCGGCCAACCCACAGGUGCUCAGGGGUGCGCUGGUGGGGGGGCCAGCGGGCCCAGGCGACGACACCUAUUACGAUGAACGUGACGACUAUGUAACCAACGAGGUGGCAAUCGACUACAAUGCGGGGCUGACGCCGGCGCUGGCGGGACUCCUGGCCAUGCUGGCGUGA